This is a messenger RNA of Lutzomyia longipalpis, 2503 nucleotides long. RefSeq names its product prostatic acid phosphatase (gene Acph-1). The coding region runs from base 232 to 1533 and encodes 433 amino acids. NCBI's taxonomy places the organism in Eukaryota, Metazoa, Arthropoda, Insecta, Diptera, Psychodidae. Gene Ontology annotation, biological process: dephosphorylation. The record is from RefSeq and is a predicted model, not a curated record. Gene Ontology annotation, molecular function: phosphatase activity. The transcript has 5 exons.
AUUUUCCUCUCCAGUAGCAUUUUGAUCAGACUCCGAAGCUGACGCUAGCGCGAUGUUGUCUUAAAAAGAAGAAGAAAAAAACAGUUUUAUCCACUUUUUAGCGCUAAAAGCAUAUUUUUCUGUUGCCGUGUCGACAUUUUAUUUUAUUGUUUCGCCCCCACAUCCUGUGAUCUCCUAAUUUGAUCUCCCACCCCAUUCACAUUUGAAUUAGACAUAUCAAGUGAAGGUAAAAUGUUCCUGACACAUCAUUCAAUGAGGCUGAUCUCCAUUGUGGGCUUCCUGAUGGUGCUGCUGUUUGCAGCCACCACAGCCACGGAAGAAGGUGUGGAGAAGACGGGGAAACUCGUUUUUGCACAUGUGAUGUAUCGACACGGCGACAGGACUCCGAUUGAUCCCUACCCCAAUGAUCCCUACCGGACACCAACGGAAUGGGAUGGAGUCGAUUGGGGUCAACUAACAAAUGUGGGCAAGAGGCAACACUACGAAUUGGGAAAAUGGUUGAGGAAUCGCUAUGGGAGUCUUGUGAAUGAAACCUACUCCCGCAAUGAGAUCUUCGUACGAUCCACCGACGUGGAGAGAACACUCCAGAGUGCUCUGUCCAACCUGGCGGGUUUCUUCCCUCCAAUGGGCCAUGAUGUGUGGAAUGAGGAUCUCAAAUGGCAACCAAUCCCGGUGCAUACAAUGCCCGAAAAAUUGGAUCUCUUAUUGGCUUCCAAGAAGGCCUGCCCGGCGUAUCAGUAUGCCCUGAAGAAGCGACGUCGUUCGGAGGAAUACAAGGAGCUCAAUAAGAGAUUCCAGGGGCUGUAUGAAUACCUUUCAGCAAAUACUGGGCGCCAAAUAAAUAGCCUCGAGGGGGUUCAGAUGCUCUACAGUUGCUUACUCAUCGAAUCGAUUCACAACAAAACCCUCCCCGAAUGGACCAAGCCCAUCUUCCCGGGUGACAUGGAAUGGAUUUCAGCGAAAUCCUUCAGCACGUACUGCAGCACCCCGCAGCUGGCACGCCUAAAGUCCGGUCCGAUUCUCAAGGAAAUGCUGGAACGUUUCAAGAAUAAAACUUUAGGGACUCUGAAACCUGAUCGAUCGCUGUGGAUUUACAGUGCCCAUGACACCACCGUUGCCAACCUCCUCAACAUCCUUGGCCUCUUCGACCCACCCCAUAGCCCACCAUUCGCAGCGUGCGUGAUGCUGGAGAUGCGAUUGAUUGAUGAAAAGCCCUACAUUUCGGUUUUCUACAAAAACACAACAGCUGAACCCGAAGCAAUGAACAUCCCCCGGUGUGGCCCAUCGUGCCCUCUUGACAAAAUGUUCACACUCUACAAGGAUCUCUUGCCAACAGAUUGGGAGGCUGAAUGCAAGCUCCCCCUCAUGACCAUGAGCUACGAGGAGGUAGACCUCUCUUCGCCGUCCUCUCCAACUUAUUGUAUUGCUCCGAGCUUGUGGGAUUCAUUUGAGGAUUGCGAUGCAAUACAAAGUCAUUGCAGUAAGCAAGGGACGAGCUACAUCCAACAAUUUCUUACAGAUGAUAGUACUUAAACUUUAGAAAGCUUUAGAAGAGUGAAAAUAAAAUUUGCAAUAACAGUACAAUGUAACUACUUUCUUUAGUUUGUUUUUUAGAAACUUUUUUGUAGUAAAUUAAAGAUUGAUUUAAAAGAAAAAAAUGUUUUGGAUUUUCUUUUUAUUGUAAAUCAUGGAAAAUGGUAGCACUGUGAUCAUUUUUUUUUCAAUUAAUUUAUUAAUUAAAAUAAUAUCUAUGUAGUUCAUUUUAUGCUUCAUUUAUGCUAACAUGCUAUAUCAUGAAGAAGAGACAAGAAAAGCAUAUUUUUUCUAUUUCAUUAAAGUCGUUGCUGUGACUGUGCUUGUUACAUCCUGCCUUGCACUUCUUCUUGUCCUGAUGCUCGUCUAUGCUGCCAUCACCUACAACCGUCGUCGGCACUACCAGGAACUCUACAACAUUCGCACGGGACCAUCGAGGAGAUCACAAUUGAUCUGAACGAGCAAACUAGACUAACUUUUCUUUUCCUAUUUUCACGCCUUUUCACGCGCGCUUUCAUCCUUCAAUUGCUGCUUUUAAAAUCUUUUUCUUUAAACACCCUAUAUGCUAUUUUAUGCUACAACAAUAACUUCAUUCUAAAAGACGAGAUUUCCUUCCCAACAUGAGACUGCUGUUAAUCGAUCAAAUUCCCAGAUUUUAUAAAAAUUAUUUCUGUUAUUUGUGUGUUUGUUGUGUGUGUUGAAGGGACGCAGAUUGAAGCUUUUAAUACAAUUUAAACAAUUUUAUCACAAUGAAUAUUUAUCCAACGCCAUUGACAGAAAAAAAACCUACUCAGAGACCAAAUAUCUCGGGAGAUUUUAUGAGAGCAUAGAAAUAUAUAUAUUUUCGCUAAAAAACGUUGAAGAUUUGUAAAAUUUUAACAAGAAAAAAAACCAAAAUUUGUGUCUCAAAUAUUUUUAUUCUUAAAAUCAUUAUUCAGAGUUUGAUAAAUAAAUAUUUGGAAAGAUUAUA